Molecule: messenger RNA, 970 nt
Organism: Botrytis deweyae
Lineage: Eukaryota; Fungi; Ascomycota; Leotiomycetes; Helotiales; Sclerotiniaceae
Exons: 3
Coding region: 155-970 (271 amino acids)
Source: RefSeq, a predicted model, not a curated record
UCAAUCUUCUUCAAAGAUGGUGGAAGUGUUAAUAUAAAAGUUCGCUCUUUUGAUUCAAGAACUGUAAGCAGAUUGCAGAAAUUCACUCUUAUUGCCCCAACUGCUUAUCUUCUGCUUAGUCUUCAAUUGCUUGAAAAUUGCAUCAAACAAAACCAUGAAUAUCAUGCAGAAUCUUUCUUUUAGAGUAGAGCCAAUGAACCAACUGGCAGAGGCUAAAAAGGACGAGGAUGAUUGGACGGGUACAACAAAUGCAAAGGAAAGGAGAAAGCGACAAAACCGUUUGAAUAUCAGGGCUUUCAGAAGACGGAAGGCACUUGAAGCAAGAUCCACUCCCAAAGACCGAUUCGUUAUAUGGAAGCCACAGCCCCAGCCCAAUAGUUCAACUCAGAACUCCCUUCCCACAGCAAAGCCUCUAGAUCAGCAGCUCGCAAACAUAAAUCAAGCUUCAGAGGUACCAGGUUUAACAUUUCCGCUGCCUCUAGAUCACCUUCUUACGCUUAUUCAAUACAACGUUCUCCGCGCUUGCAUGACAAACUCGACCAUUCUAAACCUACCUCACACCACUGCCACUGAGUGCCGCAGCAUGCUCAGCGCCCCCAUGUUCCCAGCCCCUUCCACUAUUCCACCCUCUCUCUCUCCGACCCCAUUACAGCUCAGCACUCCUCAUCCCCAAUGGAUAGAUGUACUUCCGUGUCCGAAAAUGAGAAACAAUGCCAUGCUUACUUUCCAUGAAAUCGAUGAAGAUGAUUUGUGUAGGGAUCUGUGUGGAGGUAUAUUUGAAGAUUGUAAUGAUUUGGAUGAGAAGGGGAUGCUGGUCUGGAAUGAUCCGUGGCAUGCAAGUGGAUGGGAAGUCACAGAGGGGUUUGCGAGGAAGUGGGGCUUCUUGUUGAAGGGAUGCCAUGAAAUCGUCGAGGCUUCGAAUAAGUGGAGAGAAUUGAGGAGUGAAGAUAGGUUGAUUAUCGAGGUUUGA